Coccinella septempunctata (seven-spotted ladybird) is the source of this 2403-nucleotide messenger RNA. RefSeq lists its product as uncharacterized. NCBI's taxonomy places the organism in Eukaryota, Metazoa, Arthropoda, Insecta, Coleoptera, Coccinellidae. The transcript has a single exon. The record is from RefSeq and is a predicted model, not a curated record. Bases 1 to 2403 code for a protein of 800 amino acids.
AUGAACCAGGGCGGUAGAGGGCAGCGGGCUGGCCCUCUUCGGAGCCGUCCGGAGGUAGAGCCUGAUGGGGUCAGCUGUGGGGCAAGCGGCGCAGCCCCCCGAGAUGGCACCGUACGUCCGAACUCGAACCCUCACAGAAGGGAAAGAAGGAGCAUCAGCUUGGAUGGAACUCGUAGCCGUCCCGCUGAGGCACCAGUUUCACGAGAUGGAAGAGUACGAUGGUCGCAGGAGGAAAAUAUCCUCUUAAUGCGUACUCACUUUAUUGCUCAACAACUACAACAAGACACAGGAAGAACCUACAGAGAAAUUCUAACAACCACGUGGAAUGAGAUCAAUCCAUGGAGACCAUCCUACCCAAACCUUCUUGCCAACAGAAUAAGGCAGAUGUUGGAAAAUGAAAAAUUCUCCAGUGUUGAAUUGGAGGACAUAAGGAAGAGUACCAGACCUUACACACCGAUUCCAGCAGAUGAUGAUAACCCAAGCAAUGAGGAAAUCCACCUAGAACCUCAGAUUCAACCAACUAAUCAGAACAAUAAAACGUCCCGACUCUUCGAGAAGAAUAUGAAGAUGUACUCGAGGGUGUCUCCACAGAAGAGACCCAGAAUACCUAGACUAAAGGGCUCAAAAAAAAUCCUUGAAAGCGUUGAAAGGACCAACAUGGCGAUGAAGGCGCACAUAACAGAUAAUUGUGCGAUUGAAGACCUGAUUGACUGUGUUUACGCGGGAGCGAUUACAGUGUGUGAGGAAAAUGGAAUUCAACUUUGUUGUGAAGAAUCCAGGCCGAAAGAGGAAAGAACACCGCCGUGGAGAAUACGCCUGGAAAGAAAAAUUAUCAGUAUCAGAAGAACGAUAGGCACGAUACAUACUUACCUGAAUAACAGCCAACCGACAAAGAAAAUAUGCAAGAAAGUAUCGCGCAUAGCCUCAGAACAUCACAUAAAGGGCCGCAAGGAGAACCUACCACAGCAACUUGUAAUACUAAGCGAUACUCUGAAACAGAAAAUUAAGGCAUUAGGAAAUCGCAUAAGGCGAUAUAACGAACGGGUUAGGAGAUACCGAAAUAACCAACUCUACUACAAGAAUACCAAGCAAUUCUACCGCUCACUGGAUGGGACAACAACGGACAAUAAAACUAAUCCAACGCCAGAAAGAAUGCAUGCAACAUGGAAAGAGAUAUGGGGCCAUGCAGGAGAUCACGAUGACGAGGCCUUUUGGAUCAGGGAAGCGGAAACUGAAUCUCAUAAAUAUACCAUGGAACAAGUUAUCAUAACUAAGGAAGACAUAAAAACAGUACUCAAAAAAACAAACAACUGGUCUGCACCCGGAACAGAUGGUAUACAUAACUACUGGUGGAAGUAUUUCAACUCGACACAUGACAGCCUGGCGAAGCUUUUUCAGGAAGCCCUAAAGAACCCAUCAAUUAUACCUGAUUCCUGCACACUUGGCAUCACCUACAUGCUUCCCAAAGGAACUGAUAAUGAAGACCCUAGAAACUACCGACCAAUAACAUGCCUGCCGACGAUAUACAAAAUACUAACAGGAGUUCUCACUCAAAAACUGUGGCAGCAUGUGGGAAAAUACAACAUGGCACGAGAACAAAACGGAUGUCGACGAGAUGCAAAAGGGUGUAAAGACCUAUUAAUCGCUGACACAAUAAUAACAAAGCAGGCGAGAAAAAAACAGCGUAGCUUGUCCAUGGCGUGGAUUGAUUACAAGAAAGCAUACGACUCCAUACCACACUCGUGGCUUAAGAAAGUUCUAAAAUUAUAUGGAGUAUCGGAAACAGUAAUCAAUCUACUCGAACAUCUGAUGCAAACAUGGAGAACUAAACUGAGUGUGGAUACGAACAAAGGGAACUAUACAACGGAGGAAAUCAGGAUCCAAAGAGGAAUAUUCCAAGGGGACAAAUUGAGCACCUUAUGGUUCUGCCUCUCUAUAAAUCUCCUAAGUAAGCUGCUGAACCAAUCCAAAUAUGGCUACGUAAUAGAGAGAAGAAAUAACACCAAAAUCAACCACCAACUAUACAUCGACGAUCUCAAACUGUAUGCUGCCAACGAAGAUCAACUGACAAGAGAACUGAAAAUAGUGGCAUCCUUCACUGACGCCAUUAAAAUGGAAAUGGGACUGGAUAAGUGCGCUGUGGUACACAUGAGGAGAGGAAAGAUACGAGAAGGAGAAGCGCUAGAAAUACAGGAGCAACUAACAAUCCGAACAUUGGGCCCAGAGGAAACUUACAAAUACCUGGGUAUCCAACAGGGCUUAGAAAUAAAUACUAACGAGGCCAAGACUACCUUCAAGCACAAAUUCUUUGACAGACUGAAGAAAAUAUUACAAAGCAAGCUCAACUCCAAAGCAAUGUUCACAUCCAUCAGCACUUGGGUAGUGCAUACUCCUUUGGAAUAA